AUUUCACAAUGAUCCCGCCCAUACAGUGCUGAGGCUGGAGCUGCUGCUCCACACUAGAUGAGCAGUAGAGCUCCCAACUCAGAGGAAUAUGUCUACAUGAUGACCAUCAUGCAGGAAAGACUGAGAGCACAGAGCACAGGAGGUUUUCUACUGUUGUGCUGAGAGAAGCCCAGAGUGGAGGCCGGAUCCUAUUGUGGGGCUAAUUAAUUCCCCACCAUCACUGACACCCUGCCUUGCCUCUUCUGGUUGACCAAAAAAGACAAAAACUGUCCUGAGCAGCACGGCAUCUUCACCUGCUUCCUCAGCCUCCUCAUGUUCCUCCAGGCGGAGAGGAGGGCAGGGCAAGCACACACAGCCCAUCGGCCGCUGUCGCACACUUCUUGACGGGGAUGGCGCUCCAGAGGAGGCUGGUGCUCGGCAUAGUGACCGCCGGCUCCCUGCUGUGUGUCUACAUCCUGUGUGUGAACCUGGAGAGGCCUCUGUCCUGGUCCAUAGUUCCUCUGAAGAGUGUCCAUGGCUUCACAUGGGGAACGAGCAGUGGCUCACGAGACUCGGAGGAACCUCUUGAUAGAAAGAGCAACAGUGAUAAGUGGACCCAUCCGCCCCCCGCCUCCACCUUUCACCCAGAGCUCUCCUCUGGAACAGUUCUGCCCGAGCAUACACUGACUCCAACUUUAAAGACUCAAACAUCCGCAGCCGCCAAACACAAAUCAGCAGAGAACAACAGUGUCCUGGAUGUCUCCAAGUCCAGGUCUAGGCCUGAUGGCGUAGAUAAAACAAAGACCAGCACCAAAAACCCCACAGUGCAGCGCCAGCAGCCCACACAGGCAGCCGGACCAACAGAGCCUCCCUUCAUCGGAGACACUUACAUGAGUGAAGUCAUCCCACCACAAACAGCCUGCCCAGAUGGUAUCCAAAGUCGGGUCACAAAAAACGAAUUUGGUGGACGAUUUCUGAAACACAUUCCAGUCCUGCAGUGGGCCGAACACGUCACUCGUGAACAGCACCAGCGCCUGAGCCGGUACCCAGGAGCACAUGGCUGGGGGGGGAUCGAUUACAAGACAUUGGAGGAAACUCUGUCUGUCCUCAACUCUUCUGCUAACUUCCAAAUGUUGGACGACUGGAAGCAUCGCAGCAAUAAAUCAGAGUGUAUCCGCUGUGCUGUGGUGGGGAAUGGUGGGAUACUGAAGGAUUCAAAGAAAGGGAAGGAGAUCGACAGUCAUCACUAUGUCUUCAGGACCAAUGGGGCAAUCAUUAAGGGCUUUGAGCAGGACGUGGGGUCUCGGACCACCCACUACACCUUCUCCACCAACACACUGAUGAACUCCAUGAGGAGCUAUGCAGGCUUUGGAUAUAGAGGACCCCCUCAGUCUAAAGAAACUCGAUACAUUUUUCUGCCAGAUCAUGACCGAGAUUACCUGCUGAUGAAGGCUGCGGCGACACACACUCUAGUAGAGAGAGGACCUGAGCGGGCCAAAGAUCCAUUAAAGUACUUUGGAGAGGACGUGUCGGCAGAAAAGCUGAAGAUGUACCACCCUGAUUUCAUACGUUACCUCAGAAACAGAUUCCUUCGUUCUAAUGCUCUGAAAACCAAAUACAAGGACAUCUACCGUCCAUCAACGGGAGCUGUGAUGCUGUUGGCUGCACUACACACCUGCGACCAGGUGAGUGCGUACGGCUUCAUGACCCCAGACUUUAAGGACUACUCUGACCACUACUACGACAACAGUUACCGCCCAGUGGGCUUCUUCAUCAACCACGACCUGCGUAUGGAAAUGAUUCUGUGGCAGCAGCUACACCAGGCGGGCCUCAUACGACUCUACAUGCGCAAGUGAAUUCAGGUCGACCAGAAAUCACGUCAACCGAUCGGCACACGAGCAAACAGCAUUGUGAUGCUAGACAGGGAGUCAAAAGAUGGACGUCCCUGCCGGCUCUCAAAAUGACUUAUUCAAGACUGUAGCAGAAGUUUUCUUUGCACGAAGGAAACGAGGAUCCUGACGUGACGGCCGCUGUGAUUGUUCAGCAUGGAGACACGUUUUAUUUUAGUAUUUGUUGUAAUUCUAUUAUUUGAAACAUUUUGUUUCCCAGAAAGUGUUCUUUCAUCAAAUGGGUCCAGACAUCAGGGUUCAAACCAGCCUAAACUUGGUUAAAAGGAUUUUAGGGAAUGUUGGUCGUCCACUUUCAUUCAGACUGAAAUAUUUUGACGACUAUUAGAUGGGUCGUCAUCAAAUCUUAAUGACUUCUGUGAUCUCCUGGUUUUUCAUCUCUCCUCGUCAUCAGGUCAACAUUCCAAUAUGUCCAGUACUUAACGACCACAUAGCGGUGAAGACGGUAAACAUUUCACCUGCUAAACACCAGCAUGUGAGCAUGUUGUCAUGCUAACGUUAGCUGCUGUGUCAUGUCGUUCAGAGCGUGUUUAUGGGCAAUCAAAAAAAAUAAAAAUAAAACGUUCAGAGAUAUCAGGAAUCCCCGUCAACACCCACCAUCAUCAGUAGUUGCAUCAAAAUAAAAAUGAAUACUUGUAUAAUUUAUUUGGCUAAUUUAAAAUGAGCUAAACAUAUAAAGUUUGUCUGAUUGCACUCACUGCUGACUAAUAGCAAAAGCAGCGUCGGUGGGUUAUUUACGUUGUGUGACUACAAGCAGUGAGAAUAACAAUCUUUGUGCAUGAACGCUCAGGAGAGAUGUUGACAUUGUGUGAAUGUCGGUAAAGCACCAGCGUUGCCACAUGGGAAAUGUUCAAUUAUAAGAGGGUACAGAUUGUUUUAUUUCUUUUAUUUAUCACCUGAUUAAUUUUUAUUACUGUCGAGAAUCAAAUACAAGUUAUGGACUUGAACUUUAAUCCAUAUUAAAAUCAAAUGUUCUUAUGAGUGUUACAGCAUCACAGAGAAAUGUUGAAACACAAGUUAUACCCUACACCCAAAUUUAGCAAAUCACCAAAACGAUGUUUACUCGGAUGAAUUUAGAGCGUAUCGUACAAUCAGUGUCUGGCUGAGUGAAGGUGGUUUCUGUUACUGUGUGAUGCAGUGCGUUGACAAGGGACAAGACUGCAAUUGAGUUGGCCGCUUGCUUAAAAUACUCUGUCUCCCAGCCCUAAAUAGACGGUCAGAGCACUGCUGGCAGUAGCCAAGGUCUAUUCUGACAUUUACUCAGAGUAUGUUCUCUCUGAGUGGUUUUACUGUGGAAGGUAACACUGAGUGAGUGUGGAGCUCACUGGGACACAUAUUUGAAUCUGAAAGUGUGUUUAGUUUGAGGGACUUAAUUUAUUUUUUCUUUGUUCUGCACGCAAGUCUGCUUUAUUUUUUUUAACAAGGUCCCACACUGUGAGGAUAAGAACACUGUGUGGGUUCUGCUGGACUCUCAGUGCCUUUAAAAAAAAAAACUAACUCAAAUGUGAAUCAGUAGUUUGGAUGAAGCAUUGCUGAGAUGAUUUAGGACGUUUCCACAACAACACAAACAAGGAAGUCCGUGGCAUUUUCCCUCUGUUUGGGUUUUGGGAUGGUUGCUGAGUACUCUGCUGGUGGAAUCUGCUUGUGAUUACAAUGAAGGGUCAAUGUUCUUUAAGAUUAAAUGUUGCCACCAAAGACACCAAAGACAAACCGCAAAUCAGGGAAUAUGUGUAUUUAACAUUUACUUUUGUGUAAUAUUGAAUCUAUACAUAUUCAGUCAUCUGAUUUACUGAAUCAUCAUUUUACAUUUCACAAUUUAAGUGCAACAGAGGAAUGAGAGACCUUUUUUAAAGUGCAAUUUUCUUUUUUUUGAUCAGUAUUAAAAAGAAACUGAUUUAAUCUCA
Cottoperca gobio is the source of this 3790-nucleotide messenger RNA. It is a transcript of the gene st6galnac, whose product is annotated as ST6 (alpha-N-acetyl-neuraminyl-2,3-beta-galactosyl-1,3)-N-acetylgalactosaminide alpha-2,6-sialyltransferase. The record is from RefSeq and is a predicted model, not a curated record. Gene Ontology annotation, molecular function: sialyltransferase activity. Lineage: Eukaryota; Metazoa; Chordata; Actinopteri; Perciformes; Bovichtidae.